GUUUGAAAGAGAGACAGAGAGGUUUAGUGGCCGGUUCUUCUCAGAGGGAGUGAGUGAGUGAGUGAGCGAGCGGAGGCUCCGACGCAGGAGGAAAGAAAAAAGAAAAAACGGCACGAAGUUUGUGUGUGUGCGUGGAUUUUACUGGUGCCGAGGAGCCGCUGGGCACGCGCUCUGUGUGGAUUAGAUGAGAGAGGCUUGACGAUGAGGAGCGACCCUGUUCUGUUCACUUCCAGCAGGGCGAUGGAGGAGCUGGUGUUUGAGCUUCGUCUGUUCCUGGACCUGCUGGACAGGGAGUACCUGAGCGCCGGGGUCCGAGAGAAGAAGAUCUACCUGUCCAACAUCCUUCACAGAGUUCUCUCUGACAAAGAACCUUCGUUCAAGUCGGAGAUCCACAGCGGACUACCAGCUCCACCCCAGAUGCCCCUCCCAGAAAUCCCUCACCCAUGGCUGCCUCCGAACAAUGGCCCUCCUCCACUACCCAGCUCCUCUCUGCCAGAAGGCUACUAUGAGGAGGCAGUUCCUUUAAGUCCCGGUAAAGCUCCUGAAUACAUCACCUCCAACUAUGACUCUGACGCCAUGAGCAGCUCCUAUGAGUCGUACGACGAGGAAGAGGAGGACGGAAAGGGCCAGAAGAUGCGUCACCAGUGGCCGUCUGAGGAGGCGUCCAUGGAUCUGGUGAAGGACGCCCGCAUCUGUGCAUUCCUGCUGCGCAAGAAACGCUUCGGCCAGUGGACCAAACUCCUCUGCGUCAUCAAAGAUAACAAACUGCUGUGUUACAAAUCCUCCAAAGACCACACCCCGCAGAUGGAGCUGACGCUGUCCGGCUGCAGCAUCACGCACAUCCCCAAAGACGGCAAGAAGAAGAAGCACGAGCUGAAGAUCGUCCACCAGGGGGCGGAUGCCCUGGUGCUGGCCGUGCAGAGCAAAGAACAGGCCGAAGAAUGGCUCAAGGUGAUGCGGGAAGUGUGCGUUAACGGGUUCGUGGACUUGGACGGAGGUCGAUCUGGAUCUCCUGUGCACAAACCAGAACUGGAAAAGAAGUCGUCAUGUGACAGGCCGAGCUCAGACGGAGAGGCGCCCCACGAGAACGGACACAGCGACCCGAAGGACCAAGGAAAAGGGAAAAAGAACUCCAAGUCGGAGAACAAGACGGGGACGGUGGGCAAAGGCGCGGGGAAGAAGAUCACCAAGAUCAUCGGGCUGGGGAAGAAGAAGCCGUCCACGGAUGAGCAGACGUCGUCGGCGGAGGAAGACGUCCCCACAUGUGGCUACCUGAACGUGUUGUCCAACAACCGCUGGCGCGAGCGUUGGUGCCGCCUGAAAGACAACCAGCUGCUGCUCCACAAGGACCGGGACGACCUGAAGAGCCACAUCGCCUCGCUGCCGCUGCGAGGCUGUGAAGUCAGCCCCGGCCUGGACCACAAACAUCCCUUUGCCUUCCGCCUGCUUCGCAACAGCCAAGAAGUGGCAGUGCUGGAGGCCUCCUCUUCUGAGGAGAUGGGUCGAUGGUUGGGGGUUCUGCUGGCGGAGACCGGCUCCACCACUGACCCCGCCACGCUGCAUUAUGACUACAUCGAUGUCGAGACCACUGCCAACGUCAUCCAGCUGGCCAAGCAGUCCUUCUGCUUCACCAGUAAACGUGCCGUCUCUCCUAACCCGUACCUGGACAACCCGGUCAACGGCUACGCCUGUCCCACUGGAACAGCUCUGCACUACGAUGACGUGCCCAUUAAUGGAAUGGACCCCGAGGUGCAGUACUCCAGUCCCAGCACCGGGGGGCGCCAACUGAAAGAAGAGAGCACUGAGCUCUAUGAGAACAUGCCCUCCCCCAAGUUGACCUCCCGCUAUCCUCCCAAGCCUCCCUCUUCCUCUGCUUCCUCUUCCUCCACUCACUACAAAACCCCUGUUCCUAAAAUCUCCUCAAAGUUCAUCUCUGCUGAUUCUAAAACUAAAGCUCAGCUGAAGGGAAAGAAGGGCACAGCGACCAAUGGGAUGGCAUCGAAACAGAAGGUGGAGCCAAAGAACCAGUCUAAGAAGAAUGGAGUCAAUGGGAUGAAUGGCACGGCCUCUUUGAAACGCAACAACUCCGAUGCCGAGCAGUGCAAGUAUGGGAAGAAUCGCGUGGAGGCCGACGCCAAGAGGCUGCAGGCCAAGGAGGAAGAGCUGAUGAAGAGGAAACAAGACAUCAGGAACCAUCUGACACAGCUGAAGAAGGAGAGGAGAGACCUGCGCACUGCUGUGGAGGCUGCUGCUGGCAAGCGUUCACACGGCUCCCUGUCGGAGCGGCUGAAGAAGGUGGAGGACGACUGCCGGAAGAAAGAGGAGGAGAGGGUGACCCUGGAGCUGGAGGUGACGGAGGUGAAGGAGAGUCUGAAGAAGGCCUUGAGCGGAGGCGUCACCCUGGGCCUCACCAUCGAACCCAAAGCUGGCUCCUCUGGCCUGCAGUCGCCGGCAAUGCUGCGGCGGACACAGGAGUCUUCUCCGUUCUCCAGCUGCGACACCAGCGACACAGAGUCCUGCUCCCUGCCGGUCAACAGCGCCUCGCUGCUCCGCCGCCAGCAGGCCGGUCAGAAGCCCGCGACAGUGCGGGGACACGUCCUCAGAAAGGCCAAGGAAUGGGAGCAGAAGAGCGGCACAUAAACCUCUCACCUCCUCACCUCACGUCUUCCUUUCCUGUUCUUUCUUUUGUUUUUGUUUGUUUUGUUGUUGUUUUUUUUUUUUUAAAUCUUUUUAAGAAACUGUCUAUAUAUUUAUUUAAAAGUGUUCAUUCGGUCUCAGAGAGUUGGGGGACGACACAUACUGUAAGUACCACAGUGUACACAUAGCCACCAGUUUAAACUCUUAUACUAUUGAGCAUGCUCAGUGUACUAAGUUGUGCAACUCGUUUUUGUUUUGUUCUUAAAAGCAAACACCAAUUUUUUUUAUUAUUUUUUUUUCCUCACUCAAAAUCUAUUCUGGCAGUUUAGGUUUCAAAAUGGUCAAAAAGUCAAAACCAAGUAUUUAUUUGUAAAUGUUUGAAAGGAAACACUAGCGUUCCUUUGUUUAUUUAUGUUGAUAUAUUUAAAGUUUUUUUGUUUUUUUUUUCCUUUUGUUGAAUUUGUGACGCUCCACAAAAUCGUUUUGUUUCGUUUUUUUUGCCUUUUUUUCUCUACAGAGCUCCCCCUACAGUUUUGGAGUACACCACCGUAAACAUCCAUGCAUUGUCUACUACGUUAUCCUCACUGUUGUAAAAAAGUCACUGCUGACGCCUCCUCCCUUCCUUCCCUUCUCCCGGUCAUGUGCGUUUGUUGUAAACAGAACAGACCUUCAUUUUGCAUGCUUCUGUGUUUUAUUGAUUCUCGCCAUUUGAAAAAAAAGCCGGUCUGCUAUUUACUCGUGUGUGACCCCUCGCUCCGUCAGUCAUCUCCUCUUCCUCGCCUCCUCCGACAACGGUUUUCUCCACUUCUUUUUUUGCUGGCUCUGUUGUGAUGAACGUCUAAAAUAACGCUAUCACAGCCUCGAUCUUACAGCCAGUACCCGGCUAGGGUGUCCAACUAAAAACCGGACCUUUAAAAUACUUUUUGGCUGCGAUUGGGAGUCAAGCUACUAAUGCAGGGCUCCCACACCUUGGUUGACUUCAAAUUCAUGGACUUUCCAGGACCCAUUCUCUCAGAAUUCAUGGACUGAAUGUGCUGACACAGCGUAAGACGGGAGGGCAACUUGAAAGAGUCACUUCGCCCCCUUGGCGUCCACUGGACAAGUGAUUGUCCUUGGGAUCUUGGUCAAAGUCGGUCUUUGUGAUAUUCUUUGGUAAGACAGAGAUCUUGGAUAUUUGCAUUUCCCAGGCAACGCGUCGCCAUUUGCUCUCUCUUGCUGAACGUUGGACGCGCACGUCUCCACGUUUGUCCUGCGUAGGCCUAGUCUACGUGCAUCAAACACCGCGGGGCAUGAAACAGUAGGUGGCGUCGUAACAAACGAGGGAGACAUUUACCUAAAUGUCAACUCAACUUGCACAAAAUUCAAGCACUUUCAAUGAGCCAUGUCUAUUCAGGGUGAUUUUCAAGAGCGUUCAAGGGCUUUGAAAAAGUGGGAACCUUGUGCAUGUAUACCUUCAUUCAGACUGAAGCUGGCCUGGGCGGUCUGCCUGGAAAUAAUAGAAGAAGCUCAUCCACAGAACAACAAGACAACGGCAACAACAACAACAACAACAUGCUGAAGUUCAGAGCUAACAUCUAGCCUCAUGCUAAAGCAGAAACUGCAAAUACUGACACACGCCAGACUUGUAAAGCUACCAGAGUAAACUGUGCUUCUUGAAUCGCCGCUUAUACCGACAAUGGAUUGGACUCUUAACAGCGUGCGUGCUCCAGAAAACUCAGAAACCUCGACCGACGCGGCUGCCGUUGGUUCCUCAUCCAAGAGCCUCAGUCCAGCUCCUGUAGUCACACACUCUACUGUAGCUGUGUGUGUGUGUGUGUGUGUGUGUGUGUGUGCGCGUGUGUGUGUGCAAGUGUGCGUGAAUGUCUCUGAGGCACAUUCCAGACUCAACAACUAUACACUGACUAAAAAUAAGGUCACUUGCUGUAAACCCCUGAUUGCUGUGUCAUGCUACAUUCUCACAAACUGCGAUUUUUCGUGCCACACCAAGUGCGUAAAUCUCUUUUGUGCAUUUUUGUGCUUUCGCAUUCCGAACGUCAGCAUGGAGGGAAGUAGCGGUAAUUUCAUUGUUAAGCUCCGCUGAUAUCGCUAGUUGGUAUCGCUCCAGGGAAAUCCUGGCCUGGCCUCGCAACGAGCUAGCAAGUAGUCAAAUUUUUUGUCUGGCCUAACUAGCUAAUAAUUGCCAAGUUGUGUCCGGCUCCGGAUUGGUUUUGCGGAUCCACACGUCUCCGGAGAAUCUCAACGUCGUUUGGUUCUUUGCUAGUUGUAAACUCGAGCGUCGGAGCAGUUUUC
Solea solea (common sole) is the source of this 4926-nucleotide messenger RNA. RefSeq names its product actin filament associated protein 1 (gene afap1). NCBI's taxonomy places the organism in Eukaryota, Metazoa, Chordata, Actinopteri, Pleuronectiformes, Soleidae. Gene Ontology annotation, molecular function: SH2 domain binding; SH3 domain binding. The record is from RefSeq and is a predicted model, not a curated record. The coding region runs from base 202 to 2640 and encodes 812 amino acids. Gene Ontology annotation, cellular component: cytosol. The transcript has 18 exons.